GAAGGGUCACCCUCAAAGGGCUGCUUGCUCAUCUGCCUGGGGACUCAGAACAUACAUGACUCAUGUCAUUUGGGCUCAGACAAAUGCCUCCCCAGGAAGCCCCAGGAUCCUGGCACUACUAGGCGCACACUGAGCCCCUGAUGUCCCUAACCCUUUACCAGCACCCCUGGGCCCCACAGAAGCAGCCAACAUGCCCAUCUCCAAGUGCUUGCAAAAGUCGGAGCCCCUGUGGAAGGGGUGGGACCGGAAAGCCCAAAAGAACGGCCUGAGGCACCAGGUGUACACUGUCAGUGAUGACUGCUAUGUGGGUGAGUGGAAGGACAACAUGAAGCACGGAAAAGGAACACAGAUCUGGAAGAAGAAAGGAGCCAUCUAUGAGGGAGACUGGAAGUUUGGGAAGCGGGAUGGCUAUGGCACCCUCAGCUUUCCUGACCAAGAGAUGGGAAAGCCCAGGAAAGUAUACUCUGGCUGGUGGAAAGACGAUAAAAAAUCGGGCUAUGGGAUUCAGUUUUUCGGACCCAAGGAGUAUUACGAGGGUGAGUGGUGUGGCAACCAGCGAAGCGGAUGGGGCCGCAUGUACUACAGCAACGGCGACAUCUACGAGGGCCAGUGGUUGAACAACAAGCCGCAUGGGGAGGGCAUGUUGCGUCAGAAGAACGGGAACCGCUACGAGGGCUGCUGGCGGAGAGGCAUGAAGAAUGGGUCAGGCCGUUUUUUCCACCUGGACCACGGUCAGCUGUUUGAAGGCUUCUGGGUGGACGACGUGGCCAAGUGUGGCACAAUGAUCGACUUUGGACGCGAUGAGGCCCCUGAGCCCACCCAGUUCCCCAUUCCUAAGAUCAAAAUUCUAGACCCUGAUGGCGUGCUAGAGGAAGCCUUGGCCAUGUUCAAGAAGACAGAGGAAGAUUGAUGCCAGAGGGCACCCCAGAGCUUCCGGAGAAAUUCAGGCCCGUCACCCAACUGCUCAAACUGGUGUGGCUUCUGCAGGAGUUGAGUGGUGACUCGGGGCACACCCUUGGCACCCUCUGAGGGCACCUCACUCUUCCCAGCACUGGAUUAUUCUCUCCCCAGCUGACUUUGGGGACCCUCUUGUUACAGUCUUCAUUCUUGGU
Odobenus rosmarus divergens (Pacific walrus) is the source of this 1112-nucleotide messenger RNA. It is a transcript of the gene MORN3, whose product is annotated as MORN repeat containing 3. NCBI's taxonomy places the organism in Eukaryota, Metazoa, Chordata, Mammalia, Carnivora, Odobenidae. Bases 191 to 910 code for a protein of 239 amino acids. The transcript has 6 exons. The record is from RefSeq and is a predicted model, not a curated record.